UGAGAGUAAAGCGAUCAUGGGUUCUUCUUCUAGAAAUCUUUAUGCAGGAAUUGGAGAAGGUCAAUCAACCUCGAGGCCACCGCUCUUUGAUGGCACUAACUACACAUAUUGGAAAGAGCGGAUGAGAAUUUAUAUCCGCUCAACCAACUUUCAGUUGUGGUUGGUCAUCAAGAAUGGCGAGGAAACUCCAAUGAAGAAGGUCGGUGAAAAAAUCGUCCCAAAGACCGAGGACGAAUUUGAUGCCGAAGACAUCAAAAAGGUGGAGAACUACGCCAAGGCUAUCAAUAUGCUGUACUGUGCCGUCAAUCCUGAUGAUUAUCGUAAGAUUUCUUGCUGCACCACUGCCAAAGAAAUGUGGGACAAGCUAGAGGUCACAUAUGAAGGUACGGACCAAGUUCGGGAAGCCAAAAUUGACUUCCUAACGCAGGAGUACGAAAUGUUCAGGAUGAAGGAAGGAGAAAAGAUCGAUGACAUGUUCGAUUGGUUUUCAAAAAUCAUCAACGACCUUCACGCUCUCAAGAAGACGUACACCAACAGGGAUCUCGGUAAGACAUAUAGCUCCCGUGUGAAGGUUGAGUUGUUCUUGAGCGUACUUAGUCCUUCAACCUCUGCCUCAUGGCGCACGAAGAUCAAACUGACGACGUUCAAGAGCGCCGGUUCCGUCACCGGACUUCUUCCGGAAGGUGCUGUCUUGGAUGAUCCAAAUCUUUGUCAUCUUCGUAUCCGGGCCGGCGAUGGAGAUGUCGGCGGAGAUGAUGAGGUCCAUGACGAGGAAGGCGUAUGGCAAGCUCCGCUCAGUGGCGAUGGAGGCGCAAUCCGCCAUGUGAAUCAUGACGUAUUUUGCCCAAUUGAUCGAGGCGCCGUGGGUGAUAGCAUGAACCGCCUUGAGAUCCUCGUUGAAGAGACAUGUGUGGCUACCGUCCCGGGGGCGAAGAAUCCGGGAAUUGGAGAAGGUCAAUCAACUUCUAGGCCACCGCUCUUUGAUGGCACCAACUACUCCUAUUGGAAGGAACGGAUGAGAAUCUAUAUCCGUUCAACCAACUUCCAAUUGUGGUUGGUAAUCAAGAAUGGCGAGGAAAUCCCUAUGAAGAAAGUGGGAGAAACCACUGUCCCUAAGACUGAGGACGAAUUUGAUGCCGAGGACAUCAAGAAGAUUGAGACUUAUGAAAAGGCCAUCAAUAUGCUAUAUUGUGCGGUCAACCCCGAUGACUACCGAAAGAUCUCCUGUUGCACAACCGCUAAGGAGAUGUGGGACAAGCUUGAAGUGACGUACGAAGGUACCGAUCAAGUGCGUAAAGCCAAGAUCGAUUUUCUCACCCAAGAAUAUGAAAUGUUCCGAAUGAAGGAAAGUGAGAAAAUCGACGACAUUUUUGAUCGUUUCUCAAAGAUUAUAAACGAUCUUCAUGCUCUUAAGAAGACAUAUACCAACAAGGAUCUCAUAAGGAAAAUCCUGCGAAGUCUCACCCCCGAAUGGAGAUCUAAAGCCGAUGCAAUCUAUAAAUCCAUUAGAGUCUCCAACGUCAACAUCGACGGGCUAAGAGGUAAUCUUAAAACCUAUGAAUCUACUAUUCUAACCCCGUCUUUGGAUGAACAAAAGAAAAAGGGGAUAGCUCUCAAAGCCACCAAGGAACCGGUGGAAGAGGUUUCUAGCGAUGACGACAACGAGUUUGGACUCGUCAUCAAGAAAUUUCACAAGUUCAUGAAGAAGGAAUUUGAGCGGAAGGGAAGAAAGCACGACGGUCUUCCCAAGUGCUACGGCUGUGGCGAGAUUGGCCACAUCAAGCCAAGGUGUCCAAAAGCCAAGCACGGCAAGGACAAGCCCGGCUUCAAGAAGCAAAGGGCUUACAUCUCUUGGGGUGGCGAUUCCAGCGACGAAUCAACCGACCAAAAGGAGGACGAAGUUGCAAAUCUUUGCCUCAUGGCGCAUGAAGAUCAAAACGACGACGUCCAAGAGGCAUCAAGUGUACUUUGGUACCUUGAUAGCGGAUGCUCCAAGCACAUGGCCAGGGAUGCAUCCAAGUUUCUCCAAAUUAAACCUGCUAAAGGAGGAAACGUAAUUUUUGGAGACAAUAGCAAUGGAAAGAUUAUCAGCAUUGGUUCAGUAGAUUCACUUGAAAGAAUACACGUUGAAGAUGAUGAGGAAGACACGCCAUUAUACACCAACUCGCAACCACAACCUGAGGAAACACCUCAAGUGAUGGUCGAAAAUGAGGAUCAAGCGGACGAAGAAGAACACGAGGAAGCCCAGGAACAAGAGGACACCGAGCUUCCCAUCUCUUGGAGAACGAACAAGAACCAUCCACCUGACCAGGUAAUCGGCAGCAUCAACCGCGGGGUAAGUACUCACAAGAGCAGGGCUGCCACCUCCGGGAAAUCAAAGUCCAAAUCCCGGGCUCCAGCGACGUCCUCCGAGGAAUGUCUCUACUAUGGCGAGGGAUCAUACCUCUGGUUCGAUUCCGAGGAGGAGCGCACCUGCUUUCUCACUUUCUUCUCCAAGCGGGUCGUGACUCCCCCACGGAUUGUCCUAGAGCACUUCUCGGAGUUGCAGGGCUACGACGAUCUAGACGCGCAGCUUCACCAAACCGGCCUAUGGCAGUUCGUCUCCCGGGCUCGGAAGGAGAUCAACCCGGCACUAAUUCGGGUCUUCUACUCCAACCUCCGGCGUGAGGACGACGUGCUCUACUCCCUUGUCAAGAGCACGUCGAUUGAGCUUUCCGUCGAGCAGCUUGGGCGCAUCGCCAGCCUCCCUAACCAAGGUGACGACUUCAUCCACCAUGCCUCGGGCCGCCCCACCAUCCACUCCACGAACCCCGAGAGCCGUUUACUCCUCUACAUCGUGUCCCGGAUCAUCAAGCCCCGGAAACACGGGCACACGAUCAUGUCCGGUGAGGACCUCAAGCUUCUACAUGCGAUCAUGCACACGACGCCAAUCAACUGGGCGAAGUUUGUCAUGAUCAACAUGACGGUCGCCGUGUCCACCGACCACGAUCACCUCCUCCCGUACCCGUUCUUGGUGAUGGACAUCCUCGAACGGUUCAAGGUCACCACCACCGUUGGCCCGCUCACGAAGGCCACGAAGCUUUGGACGAUCAGCGCCCAAACCUUCACAAAGCGGUCGGACAACGCCGCGCCUGCAACUGCCGCGCCACGCCGCACUGCCACUAGCCCAGCCGAACCCCAGGCCCAGGCAAACCUAGCUUCCAUCGCCGACUCCCUCAACCGGCUACACUUCAAAGUCGACGGGAUGGACGGGUACCUUGAGCGGCUCGAAGAGGCUGUUCAACGCCAAGGGCACGCCCUGAACGCGUACUUCCAACGCGUCAACUACGUCCCCCCACCGUACCAAGGCACAUUCCUUGGGCAAGUGUACGGUGACGAGGACGAAGAGGAUGGCUUCUACACCCCGUCAAGCUCCCUGGACGAGGAUGAGUUCGAUGACGCCGUUGACGGUGAUGAGAUGGACGUCGACGAUGAGGAGGAAACCGAAGACGAAGACUAGGCCGCACCUAGAAUUUCUAUCUCUUCUUCUUUCAAUUAUCUAGUUUUUUAUUAUUGCUUCCGUUGUACUCCGUUAUUUCCCAUUUCAAUCAAUAAAAGUUAUCUUUUAUCUUUUUGUUAAUGUCAAAAGGGGGAAGAAAAGGGCUAUGCAUAU
Messenger RNA from Cuscuta campestris, 3652 nucleotides. The record is from the annotation of a GenBank genome assembly. NCBI's taxonomy places the organism in Eukaryota, Viridiplantae, Streptophyta, Magnoliopsida, Solanales, Convolvulaceae.